UAUUAAGUCUCUAUAUUGUGUGGGUAUUCUUCGAGCUAGAAUAUAGAUCAGUGUUUCUAUUAUUUGUUCAAAUCUUAGUUUUGUUUUUAUUUUCCCAUAACACUACAGCUAAAGUAUCAGAUAUAACUAAGAACACAAGAAACAUUAUACUUUCCUGUCCUUGAAACGAGUUUCUAGAAUGGUGUACGUGAAAGGAGAUGGAACUGUAGUGCAGCAGAACUCGUUCAGCUUUUUUGGAUGGUUCUGGGGCAUCCUAAAUUUCUUUUAUCUGCUGUUCCAGACUCUAAUUAAUCCAAACUUCAGUAAACAUGGUGACAAGUAUGUGACAGAUUUCCGACCACCUGGCAGUGGUCCACCUAAGCCUCCAAGUCGGAAAUUUGGCGGAUUUGGACCGUCGGGAUCGGGGCCGUCGCCUCCGCCGAUGGGAGGGUGUGGCUGCGGCGGCUAAAUACUCAAAUAUAUACAUUCCAUACACCCUAUAAGGGUAGAUUCACACUAUAACGGUUCAUUCUCGGUCUGGGAGUCGAAACUUCGAGAUGGAAUAGUACUGAACUGAUAAAUAGAACGAAUGCAAUCUCUCUCAUGUAAUAAUAUUUUAUAAGACACAAUCCAACCGAGAACGAACCGUGAGUGAUAUUAUAUUGUGAAUCUGGCUUAAAAUAUAUUAUUUACUUUUUGUAUAAUAAAACUUAUAUGAUUUAAUAACUGUUUAAUUAUUAAAUAUGUAUAAAUGAUUUCAUAUUUUCCAUAAUAGUGAAAAAAAGUCGAUGAAAUAGAACAAGGCACCAAUGUGAA
Galleria mellonella (greater wax moth) is the source of this 795-nucleotide messenger RNA. RefSeq names its product selenoprotein K-like. The transcript has 4 exons. The record is from RefSeq and is a predicted model, not a curated record. NCBI's taxonomy places the organism in Eukaryota, Metazoa, Arthropoda, Insecta, Lepidoptera, Pyralidae. The coding region runs from base 179 to 448 and encodes 89 amino acids.